This is a messenger RNA of Knipowitschia caucasica, 876 nucleotides long. NCBI's taxonomy places the organism in Eukaryota, Metazoa, Chordata, Actinopteri, Gobiiformes, Gobiidae. The record is from the annotation of a GenBank genome assembly.
AUGAUAAAGGUCCCAGACGCCGCCGCGGUCCAUCCGGAUGCCCCGUCCCCCGCCAAGGGGGGCUGCGAGAGGCCCUGGGGGCCCCCGCCCAAGCACAGGGGGUGGCCCCCACACCACGCCAAAACCGGGGCACCGGGGCCCAGGGGGGAAUCACUCUCACCGUCCGGAGGGGACCAGAGGGACCGAGGCAGGUCUUUCUGCGACAGCCUCUACCGGGGGUGCGGCUCCAGAGGCGGCUCGAGAGGCAGGUCUUUCAGCGACAGCUUCCCACGGGGGUGCGGCUCCAGAGGCGGCUCGAGAGGCAGGUCUUUCAGCGACAGCUUCCCACGGGGGUGCGGCUCCAGAGGCGGCUCGAGAGGCAGGUCUUCCAGCGACAGCCUCUACCGGGGGUGCGGCAAGGGAGCUUGGGCCGGCGUGCUCGGCUCCCGGCGUCCGGACACGGGGGCGCCCUCCGGGGUCUCGCAGCAAACCUGUCCAAAGGAGAGAACCACGCUCUCCACUUGGAGCUGGUUUGGUGCUGAGAAGUUCUGCAGCGUGGAGGAGAUUGGCUCUGGGGAAGCUUUCGAUUUGAACGAGAGAGAGGGAAAGAUUCCACGGCUCGAACCAGGGCAAGGUCUGCAUGUAACGCUAGCGGAGGGCCAGCCGGGGAGCGGUCCGCUAGGUCCGAGCGUGGCUCCAGCUGCGACGGCCUGGGCGGGCUUUUUGUGGGCUCCUGUGUCGACAUGUGAGCGGGUGGCUCUCCUUCUCACUGGUGUUCUAGUCUCGUCCUCAUCUUCUCUGACGGUGGUUCCUCGACCAGGGCCCAUGAAGACGACAGGAUUUUGUGUGUUCCUGGUCUGGCUGCGGGUUCUGGGGACCCGUCUGGCCACGGGUUAG